GGAGAAGCGGCCGAAAGAGAUGCUCCGCCCACUGCGCCGCCUUGCCGAUGUGGCAAGGAGGCCAGCAGCAGCAGCGGGUGCACAGCGUGCCAGCGUCCGGUGGAUGUCCGAUGAAGUGCCCGCAGAAGCCUGGCUGCAGCCAAAGACUCGUAGGAUGGAUGGACAGGCAGGGGAGAGGCAGACAGACAGAUGAGUGGCAGAUUUCUGUCGGCAGGGUGCCUGCCGACCUCUUGCACGUCGGUGUGUGUCUGUGAGUCUGUGUGUGUCCUGAUCUGCCUGUUGCUGUGUGUCCUCGUGUGUGGUGUGUUGGUGUCAUCAGAGGUGACAACUUUGCCGAACGGGCUGCGUGUGGCGACCCAGCAGACCUUCGACGAGACGGCCACCAUCGGUAGGUGCAGAUGUCAGCUUCGCAUGACAGUCUGACUGUCUGUCUGUCUGUCGUCUAUGUGCAGGUCUGUGGAUCGACAGCGGGAGUCGGUAUGAGACCAAGGAGACCAAUGGGGCCGCUCACUUCCUCGAACACAUGGCAUUCAAGGUCAAUCACACAACCACACACAACCAGACAGACAGACAGCCGAACAAACAAUCACCUUAUCUUUCUGUCUGUGUGUGUGUGUGCUUGUCUGUCUGUGUGUCUGUCUGGUGUCAGGGAACGAACAAGCGGAACCGUCUUCAGCUGGAGAAGGAGAUUGAGGACAUCGGCGGACACCUCAAUGCCUACACCUCCAGGGAACAGACUGUGUAAGUGUGUCAGUCGCCUGAUGGAUGGAUCCAUGCUGCGGGUCUUCACACGUACGUGUGUGUGUGUGUGCUUGACUGACUGGUCAGGUACUACGCCAAGGUGCACAAGCAGGACACCAAGCAGGCCCUCGACGUGCUCUCAGACAUCAUCCUUAACUCACAAAUCACACCUGGUCAGUCACCACACCACAUACAUACACACACGUCUGUCUGUCUGUCUGUGCGAUGGAUGAGGGAAUGGCGCGUGAUAUGUGUGUGUGUGUGUGUGCGUGUGCGUGUGUGUGUGUGUGCAGGUGCGAUCGAGGAGGAGCGCGCGGUGAUUCUGCGCGAGAUGGAGGAGGUCGAAAAGUCAAUGGAAGAGGUCGUCUUCGACCGAAUGCACCAAUCGGUAUGCUCACACACACGAGGACACAUGCUUGUCCACACGCCACACCCCCUGCACCGCGGACAUCCACCGUGUGUGUGUGUGCAUCAGGCGUUUCGUGACUGUUCUUUGGGCUACACCAUUUUGGGUCCGGUCGAGAACAUCCAGAACAUGCGCCGGGAGCACCUCCUCGACUACAUCAAGAGGAACUACAAGGCGGACAGAAUGGUAUCAACAAAGGCGACGAGAGGAGAGAGAAACAAAGGAAGAGUCCAUCGGUGCUGUAACCACGCUCAGGUGAUCGCUGCUGCUGGUCCGGUGGACCACAAGGAGAUCGUGCGGCAGGCCGAGCAGUUCUUCGGCAAGGUCAGCACACUUGCGCAACGCCCAUCCACCGAUCCAUCUCUGCCUGCCUGUGUGCCUGUCUGUGUGUGUGCAGGUUGCGACGACGCCCGACGAUCUGGUGCAGCCCGUUGAGGAGAAGCCCUACUUCGUUGGCGCGCAGCUCCUCUACCGGUGAGUGAGUGACUGAGUGAGUGAGUGAGUGAGGAGAAGACGUAUCUGUGGCCAUCGGGGCUCUCUCUCUCUCUCUCUCUCUGCACGUGUGUCUGUGUGUCUGUGUGUGUGUGCAGUAACGACGAGAUGGGUCCGACGGCCUACAUCGCCGUUGCCUGGGAAGGGGUCCCAUGGAAAUCACCCGGUCAGCCAUACGUUGAUCCAUCAACACGGCACGGAGAAAGACGCUUGUGCGUUGUGUGUGUGUCUAUGUGUGUGUUGUGUGUGUGAUUGAUGCAGACGCGCCGGCGUUCAUGGUGAUGCAGUCCAUCAUCGGCAGCUACAGAAAGGAAGACCUCUCAAACAUCGUUCCGGGUAUGGAGAAACACACACGCAGACUUAUGCGCUCGUGAGUACGACCCUGUGUGUGUGUGCAGGUCAGGUGUCGGGCAAUAUGACGAUCCAGCGCAUAGCGACCAAGCAGAUGGUGGGCUGCGCCGACGCAUUCAGCGCUUUCAACACGCACUACAAAGACACCGGUGGGUGAGCCUGCACAUGCUUGACUCACACACACACACAUACAUGGUGGCAUUUGUGUGUGUGUGUGUGUGUGUGCAGGUCUGUACGGCUGGUAUGCGGAGUGUGACGAGGUCGCUGUGACGCACUGCACCCAGGACAUGAUGUUCGGCAACACAUGCAUGGCCUACAACGUAACACACAGACGCACGCACAGAAUGACGUACUCACGCAGAUGCCCAUGUGUGUGUGUGCAGAUCACCGAGGAGGAAGUCAAUCGCGCCAAACUGCAGCUGAAGGUCAGUCCUGCCUCAGACACACACACCAAUGCGGCUGCGUGUACGUGUGUUCAUCCAUCCAUCCAUCAGACCCAGAUGCUCGGCGCGCUGGACUCGACCACAUCGAUCGCCGAAGAGAUCGGCAGACAACUCCUGUAGGCCUUCGUAGCCCACACACACACGCCAGCAGACACACUCGUUUGUGUUUGUGUGUCGACUGAUUACCCCUCAGUGUGUACGGCCGUCGUAUGCCCGUGGCCGAGUUCAUCAAGCGCAUCGACGUCAUCGACAGUGAGGAAAUCAAAAGGGUCGCGUGGAAGUACCUCCACGACCGGGUAAGACGCUGUGACCGCACACACCCCCUCCCGCCCACACAAACCAUCGCGACUCUGUGUGCGUGUGUGGUGCACUGCAGGAGAUCAACAUAGUGGGCAUGGGUCCUCUGCACGGGAUGGAGAGCUACCCCAAAGUCAGGAACCAGACCAUGCUCUACAGAUACUGACUGAAGCGCCGACGUGACGCAUCGACGGACGACCCACUCCCUCGUCUCACAUGGCGAGAAUGAAGUUGUUCUCAUGCUGGACGCAGUGCGAUUUGUUCACUUUGCCAUGCGCAGAGACAGGCAGAGAGACAGAGAGAGAGAGAUGGCGUGCAGGGAGUGUUUUCCUGUCAGCAGUAAGUACACACGUCCUUGUGUCCGCUUGUGUCUGGUGAAGGUGUUGGCGUUGCAGGGUGGACAAGUGGGGUCGUGCAUUGCAUGAUGAGUGAGUGGACUGACUGUUGUGGUACAGACAGACCACAGGCCUUUAAACCGUUGAUCGACACUCUU
This is a messenger RNA of Vitrella brassicaformis, 3223 nucleotides long. The record is from the annotation of a GenBank genome assembly. Lineage: Eukaryota; Vitrellaceae.